Messenger RNA from Panicum hallii, 1705 nucleotides. RefSeq names its product U-box domain-containing protein 26-like. Gene Ontology annotation, molecular function: ubiquitin protein ligase activity. Gene Ontology annotation, biological process: protein ubiquitination. Bases 143 to 1363 code for a protein of 406 amino acids. Lineage: Eukaryota; Viridiplantae; Streptophyta; Magnoliopsida; Poales; Poaceae. The transcript has a single exon. The record is from RefSeq and is a predicted model, not a curated record.
ACCACCUCUCCUCUCCUCUCCUCUCUCUCUCUCUCUCUUCCCCCACCACGCGCACCUCCAUCUCCAGCGCGAGCUAGCUCGCAGCUCGAUCGGCCCAGAUCCAAAGCCAACAGCAAGCACCACCCAGCGCUGCGGGGCUGCAAUGCCGGGGAGCGUGCCGCUGGCGCUGGGCCUGGACACGGCGGGGGUGCAGGUGCCCUGGUACUUCCGGUGCCCCAUCUCCCUGGAGCUGAUGGCCGACCCCGUCACGGUGUCCACGGGCCAGACCUACGACCGCGCCAGCAUCGAGUCCUGGGUCGCCACCGGCAACACCACCUGCCCCGUCACCCGCGCGCCGCUCGCCGACUUCACGCUCAUCCCCAACCACACCCUCCGCCGCCUCAUCCAGGAGUGGUGCGUCGCGCACCGCUCCAUGGGCGUCGAGCGCAUCCCUACGCCCAAGCAGCCCGCCGACCCGGACCUCGUCCGCUCCCUCGUCGCGCAGGGCCCGGGCCUCCCCGCGCUCCGGAGGCUCAGGGCGCUCGCCAGGGAGUCCGACAAGAACAGGCUCGUCAUGGCCACGCACGAGACCAGGGCCGCGCUCGUCGAAGUCGCGUUCGGCUCCGGGGCCAGCGAGGAACUCCAGGCGGAGGCCAUGUCGGUGCUCGCGCUGGUCGGGCUCGGGGAGGCCGAGGCCGUCGAGGUGGUGGGCCGGGAGGAGCGGGUGGCCAGGCUCGGCAAGGUCCUCGCCGCCGGCGGCCCGCUGGAGGCCAGGGUGAACGCGGGCGCCGUCGUGGAGGCCGCCGCGUCGGCUUCGGGCGCGGAGGCCCGGGCGGUGCUGGGCGGCGCCGAGGGGGUCAUGGAGGGCCUGGUGGCGCUGGUGGAGGAGAAGGCCCACGCGCGCGCGGUCCGCGUCGGGAUCCGGGGCCUGUUCGCGCUGUGCCUGGCCAAGGAGAACCGGCCCCGCGCGGUGUCCGCCGGCGCCGCGUCCUCGCUGGCCCGGCGCGUGGCGGAGGGCGGCGCCGGGGAGCCCGAGCGCGCGCUGGCGGCCGUGGAGCGGCUGUGCCGCGCCGAGGGCGGGCGCGACGCGGUGGUCGCCGGGGCCGGGGGCGGGUCGGCGGCGGUGACGGCUCUGGUGCGCGCCAUGUCCGGGCGAGCGGCGGAGCACGCGGCGGGCGCGCUGGUGGCCGUGGUGGGCGGAUCGGAGGCGCUGCAGGUGGAGGCGGUCCGGGCGGGCGCCAUGAGCCAGCUGCUGCUGAUGGUGCAGGGCGGGUGCUCGGAGCGCGCCAAGCGCAAGGCGCAGCACCUCCUGAAGCUGCUCCGCUCCGCCUGGCCGACCACCGACUGCAUCGCCAACUCCGACGACUUCCUGCAACCGUACUGAUUGAUCACCACCAGCCAUCAUCAAUUCAUCAUCUCUCGGCUGCAUCGCGGUGAUGGAUGGAUUGCGUUCCCAAAGAGCGAAGUGAGAAAGAUCACUCACUCACUCGCCAGUCGCCGCAAACGCAAGGGAGAAGCUGCCGGCUUGUAUGGCCUGGCCGUGCGAGCAACGCAACGGCCGCGGCGUCCGGCGCGCCGGCGCCGGCGGCGUGUAUGUAAUGGCGGAGGAACGCGGUAGAAUUUUUUUCCCUAAUGUUUGUCCAGUUUUGUACGUAUGUAAUGUUGGCAGGGAGGGGAGGAGGAUGGGUUCUUGAUUCGAUCAAUGGUAGCAUGGCAUUCAUUCUCA